Molecule: messenger RNA, 2453 nt
Organism: Elaeis guineensis (African oil palm)
Lineage: Eukaryota; Viridiplantae; Streptophyta; Magnoliopsida; Arecales; Arecaceae
Product: trihelix transcription factor ENAP1
Cellular component (GO): nucleus
Molecular function (GO): transcription cis-regulatory region binding
Source: RefSeq, a predicted model, not a curated record
AUGGAUCCCUGUCCCCCAUCGCACCACCACUGGCCUCCGCUCCAGACACACGUCGGCGGCGGUGGCGGAGGAGGGAGGGAGGACAGCUGGAUAGAGGGAGCGUCGGAGGCGCUGAUAGAGGCGUGGGGAACCGGUAUCUCCAGCUGAGCCGGGAACCUCGGGUAGAAGGACUGCAGCGAGGUUGCCGACGCCGUGAACGAGCGGCAGGAGGCGCUCGGGAAGCCUUGGAAGACGGACGUCCAGUGCAAGAACCGGAUCGAUACUAAGCUCGAGAAGUCGAAACCUGGGCCUUCGCAAUGGCGCCUCGACCUCCUCAUCAGGCCCAACUUUGCUUCAUCUCUCAAGAAUCCGAACCCUGCCUCCGUCCCCUUCAUCAAACCCCACUACCCCCAACCCAAUACCUACCGCCACCGUUCCCUCACCUCUACCGUCAAGCACCGGAACCCUAACCGUAAUGCUGCCGUUUGCUUAAGCGGGUCGAUGAACUCGCCGGGGUCGUCGGAGAGCUCCCAUGAAUUUGGCCGUGCCAAGGAUGAUGAUGAUGAGGAGGAGGAUGAGUAGGAUGAGGACGAUGGCGACAAUGGGUUGUUUGAUGUUGUGGCUGCGCGGCGGAGUUGGGGGAGUCUGGAUGGGGGUGGGACAAGGGGCUUUGGGGAGUUGGCAAGGGCGAUUACGAAGUUUGCGGUGGUUUAUGGGAGGGUGCAGAGAUCACAGCAGCAGUAAAUGAUGGAGCUGGAGAGGCAGCGGAUCGAGUUCGCAAAGGAUCUCGAGUUACGGCGGAUGCAGAUGUUCAUGGACGCUCAGCUUGAGCUCGAGUAGAUAAAGCAGCUCUAGUAUGCAUCGGGAUCUGGUGAGCAGCGAACACUUCUCAUUUACCUACGUUAGGUUCGGUCUUAUUAGAUCAGUGCUGGAAGGAAAAAGAUGUUAAUUGCUUGUGUCAGAUAGAACUUGGACCCCAACAACUUUUAGCUUCAAGACAUGUAAUUUCAAAAAAAAAAAAAUCUGCCAUCAAGAUAAAAUAAUGAGGAUGUGAAAAGAGUGAAAUAUCAACUGAAUUUAUCCCAAGGAGAGUUCACAAUACUAAAUGUAAUCCAAGCCUGCACAUAGAAGAAAGAGGUUGUAAUUGAUAAAAGGAAAAAUAUCAUAAGUACUUAUAGAUUAGAUGGAUGGAAAAAAUCCCAAUGUAAUUAGAUUUGGAUGACUGGUAUGGUUUGCUCAUAGUUAUGGGAGAGUAAUUUCUUGCAGUGUAAGAGUAGAAUGCCUAAACUGUUUUUAAGGAGAAAAUGGCCAAUAAAACACUUGUAAUGGGGAUGAACAUCAUGCUGUAAGGCUUAUCAAAAAGCAGUAAUUGCUAUAUUAUUUUCACUCACUGCAUAUUAAUAUUGAAGAGACUGAGCAAAAGACCAAGAUCUGAAGCUUUCUUCACAUAUUCGAUUCUUGUUCAAAGCUGCUCAAGUUGAUCUUUCAGAAGACACUCUAAUUUGGUUAAGAUCAGACAUCAUUUGUCAAAGUCAAUAACAAUUAAAUUCUCAGACUUUUAGAAGAGAUAGGGAUUACUAAAUUUGUGGUGUUGUUAGGGCAUAAAAGCAUAGACUGCAGUUUGCAUGCAUAGAACUCACAUAUAUCACUAUAAUACAGCACAGAGUUUAAGCACAGAAAUAUUAAAAUGAUAGACGUGGACAACCACAAUAAAUGAGUCCAUAUUUUGGGGCAUACACAAAGGCAAUAGGCUGUCACUCUUCUCAGCCUUUGAGUAAAACAUAAUGCUUCCACCGAAUUGUGCCUUAUCAUUGAUCCUCCGUUGAAUCUUUUGCAUGGUUUCUACCAUAAAUUAUUUCAAGAUUUCCAUCAUUUAGCUGGUCUUUCUUGCCCUCCUUUCAAAAGAUUAUUGAUAAAUCAUCUAAAUCGUUUCUGCUACAAUUUUCUUGAACUAUUAAGAGAAGAAAACAGUGUGGAGUAUAAAAUAUAUAUCCCCUUUUAUUGGGUCUUCCUGGAUGAACUGUACUGUAACUGGCAAUUUGAUUGCAUAUACAGGUUAUUCUAGUUUCUCUUCUCUUUUAUUGAGACUGCCAUUUUUGCUGUGUUCUUGUUCUGCUUUUGAGGAUCAUUCUCUACUUUUCCUUCUUUUUUUUUUUUGCUGCUUAUGUUUUUUCAAAUUGAGAAUUUUGUCAGCAUCCUAUCUCCAGCAGACUGACAAUCAUUAACUUGGUGCUCCUAUGACGUUAUAGUUCUAUAGCUUGUAUUUGCUUUUGCAAUGUGGUGAAUUGGUGAUCAAGGAUGGCUAACAAAGUAAAGGACGUAGCUAUUGGGAUGUUUGAUUAUAUAUGAUCUGGCUCUUCUUGUAACUUUGAGGCCUUUUUAUAGACAUAUUUUGGAUUUGUAAUUACUUUAGUGAGUCAAAUCAAGAGCGAAAGCAUUUCUGAUUAUAGAAAAUUUAUAUUAAUUUAAAAAAA